Molecule: messenger RNA, 6329 nt
Organism: Schistosoma bovis
Lineage: Eukaryota; Metazoa; Platyhelminthes; Trematoda; Strigeidida; Schistosomatidae
Source: the annotation of a GenBank genome assembly
AUUCCACUGCUAGCCACUAUCCAUCUUUGCUUAAAAAUUCAUUAUAUACAUAUUCAAUCAUUUCUAAUUCAAUGAAUACCCCUAUUAAAUUGACUAUCAACAACUGUUCAGUGUUUUUAGUGGUUUAAAACUAAUAAAAAUCUAUUAUUUGGUUAAUGUCAUAUUAUACUUUUUCAUUUAUCAAAAUUAUAAUAAUCGUAAUAAGCAUACGAUUCAUAAAAGUAAUUUCAGUUCAUUUUAACAAGUACCUGAAUUUAUACUUCUAGUCACUAAGACUACACACUGUCUCCUCUUCUACGCUGAGGUUUGUUACAGGGCAAAGUUAAAAGUUUAACCAGUAAGUAUUAAAAAAGAUGGACGAUAUUAUUUCAUAAAUGAGUCGUUCAGAUUUCUUAUGACAAUAUAAUAUUUAUGAAAAAGGUAAUAUCGAUAAGAAUGAACAUUAGCUAAAUAGAAUUUUUUAAAAUAAAAGUAAUACUAUCAUCAUGGUUAUAGACCAUUUUGAGUGGUAACUUUGUUGGUUAUUAUUGGCUAAUCAAUUGACUUUUACAGUUGUUAUAUUCCCUCAGUUAGAUUAUUCAAUUUUGUAACGUUCGCUAUUGUUGUGGACAACAUUAUCUGAGUCUAUUUUAUAUUGAAGUAAAUAUUUAGUUAAUCUGAACGAUACACUAUAUAGGAUAGAACACAAGAAGAGAUAAAGAUGACAAAAUCUAUGAGAACGACUAAUAACAAACAAAGCCAUCACAAUGAACUGAUAUAACACUUGAAAAAUAACAAAAACGCUCAUUUCUGUAUGAAGUAGCCACUGAUGAUGGUCUCCAGACAACAAAUCAAAAUUUUAAAAUUAAACCAUCUAACUGAGAAAACAAAAUUAAAAUCACUCGUUUAUUUUAGUCACUAACUAACCAAAAUGAAUGCACCAUAGUAACUAAUUUAAAAGAAGAAAGGCAUAAUUUUCUGAUCAGAGAUAUUAGCACUUAUGAAUUUUAUCUGAAAUACCUACAUUUAAUAUUUCUCUGAUAAAGCAUUAAACUUGAAGUCAUAUGAUCUAGAAGUGUAUUUGUAAUUCAUCUAUCUUAAGAACUAUUAAAAAUAAACAAGCCAAAAAUACAAAUAUGCCCAAGUUUCAACUAAUCAAAAUAACAUGCCCUGCCUAACCUUGAUCAUCUGACAAUUGAUAAAAGUACCGGAACAUAUGUAAUAUGUAAUACUAAUUACUUUAUAUUCUUUCUUCCAUUCAUUAUUGAUCAGUUGUUAUUUACGGUAGAAACACCCACGUAUUUUCCUACACCCAUGGUGUAUGUUAUAUAUUUUUGUUGUUGUUGGGUAUAUUUAAGGGCAAAUUCAUUGAAAUUGGAGCGUAUAAUUUAUUAAAUAUGCUUAGUCUUCAAUUGAAUUCUAUUUUAUAUCUCCUCAUAUUUAAUUGUGUUAAUAAACUUGAUGGUUUAAAAUUAUCAAAAUUAUGUACAACUCUUACAGUUAAUCUAAGAAGUCAAAUAAGUAUCAAUCGAAAUGUAAGCUUAAUCGUAUCAUCAUCAUCAUCAUCAUCGGAUAUGCAGUCUGAUUUAAAUCAACUAAAGUAUCAAGAUAAAGUAAUGAUGGAUGAUAAUGGAUUUGAAUUACGUAUUCGAAGAGUAAAUGAUGGUGUUAUGAUUGAUGAAUGGUAUGAACCUGGAAGAAAAUAUUAUGUAAUAUUGACAAAUCGAUUUCAUUCAGUAGGAUUUCGUGAUGGAUUAAUAUGGAUUGAACCUAAUAUGAAUAAGGAAAAAAUGAUGAUGAAUAUAAAAAUGGAUUCAUCAAUUCUUGUGGAUAGUAAAUCACUUAAUGGACAACUCAAUUCAAACACAAUCAAUUCAGACCAUUCGAAUAGAUCGACUCGAUUAUUGAUAAAGUUGUUGAUGAUUGAGAUUUAUAAAUAUGUAGAUUGGAACAGAAAUCAAAUUAACGACCUUCAAUUUUCGCUAUGAUAAAGGUUUGGUUCAUUUCUUAAAAGUGAAUUCUGUUAGGGUUGACUAUUCUAGAAACUUAAAUAUUACUAAAUUUAUGUAACUUGAAAAACUAAAGAAUGAUACAGAUCAGUCGUAAUAAGUGUUUAAAUGCUGUGGGUGGUAGAGGAAAACAGUUAUUCUAGUGAAGACAUCAGGAUGAGUGUUCCGCAGUUACUUUUUUAUACAGGGGCAGCAGUAACCAAAGCUGUGCUGAAUCUAUUCACAGAAUUUGUUCAUAAAUCUUUCUUUUUAUUUCGUACAAACGUAGACACCUACCAUCGCCUCCUAAAAAAUCCCAUGUAAUGAAUCCUAAACAGGUAUCACAUAAGUUCGACAGUUGGGAGGUAAUAGUUUAUUUCCUGUUUCUGAAAGUUCAAUUAAGCAUCAAUUUUUGAUUAAAAUUUCCUUCGUUACGUCAUGUCUCAAAAUGGCAAAUUUCAUUACCGAUGGAUCUACUAUUACUUCUGCAAAGAUUCUUAUCCAAAUAACUUUAUCAAUGAUUGUUUUAGAUCCUAUUACAGAACAAUCUUUAUAAAAUAAGUUACUUAUCAAUCACUUUUCUUAGAAUCUUUAUUUUAUUGAAUCGUUUUUUAACUUUCCUUAGUUAACAGAUAAUAUGAGCAAUUGCUCUUCUAGAGAGUUAGGUGAAUGGAUUCAUUUAACUAAUCAGGAUCCAAAUAAUAAUAUUUUAUCUGAUUUAUGGACAACAGAGACAGCAGUCACUCAAACAAGAUUAGGUUGUGAAGGUCUUACAGCUGAGAAGAUCUCACGUACUCAAAGACUUGUUACAAAAAUGAUAGUUAUAUGGAAAGCACCAUUAAAAGAUAAAUGUGGUUGUAUCAAUAUUAAUGCAGCUGUACAAACACAUAAUGAACAAAGAGAAAUAUUUUCCGCUAUAGGUGGUUUGACCAAAACACUUUGUCCAAGUUAUACACGACCACCAAGUCCUGUUCUUCCAGCUUACAUGUUACCUGCAAAUGAUAGAAAUGUCGAAAAUUCUAUAAAGGAAAGAACGAUGAAGUUAUCACAUGAUGAAUUUAUGCAUUUGGAUAGUAUGCAACCUCAAGACUGUUGUGCAUGUGGUUCAGCAACUUAUAAGCUCACCUUUACUGGUAUGUGGACUAGAGCAACACAUCCAAAAGACUGGCCCGUCCACAAUCCUGGAGCACUUCACUGGACUAACCUUAUCGGUGCUAGUCACUCACCAAGUUUCCAAAUUUACCGUAUGGGAGAACCAGCAAGUGCUGGAGUUCAAGCUGUUUGUACGUAUGGUGACACAACUGUGAUGAAACAGUCACUCGGGAUCGCUGCUACAAACACAGGUUCUUUAGGAGGAGUCCCAUCUGGAACUCAAAGAGGUUCUACCGGUAUCGGACCGUUACUAAGUCUAGUGUCUGCUCCAGGCAUGUGGGGAGAAGAAGCUCUUGAAGAGACGAGAACAACUUAUGUUGGUGUAAAUAGAACACAUCCUUUAAUAUCAUUUUUGACAAUGCUUGGACCCAGUCCUAAUUGGUGUACAGGUAUUUCCAGUCAAUCAGUUUGUCAAGCGGACUGCACUUGGGUAAAAAGCAUUGAAAUUGACUUAUUUCCUUGGGAUGCUGGAGCUCGUAACGGUGAUACAUAUCUUCCUAAAAAUUCAGAUAACAAGGAUGUUCCAGAACCUAUUCGUUUUAUCACCAGAGACUGGAUGCCAAAUAGUCCAUUCACGCCAGGCGUCCCGGUAGCAAAAUUAAUCUUGGAGAGAGUUUUACCUAAUGAAUCAUGGGAAUGUACUUCAAAGUUGUACGAUGGGGUGGAGCUAUUUCAUGCCGAUGGAAGUACAGAAACAGUAGGUUCCAGACCAGGAUCCCAAUCUAAUAAACAUUCUCCGAUAGUUCAGUCAGUUAUCGGGGAUUUAACAGGUGCACUACCAAAGAAAACUCGAAACAAAAUUGGUAGUGGUGGAGUAGGCGGAACACGAAUUACAAGUGGAGGACUAGGUGGGGAUGAUCCUCUAUCAGAUCCAAGUUUGGCACAGAUGGCCACAUUUCUAUGUGUUACAAGUCCUUGGUCAGCCUGGGGGUCGUGUUCAGUUACCUGUGGUGUUGGUCGUCGAACUAGACAACGUGACAUGCUGAUCAAUAAGAAGACAGAGCUUUGUCAACAUGUUCCAUUAGUUGAAGAAGAGUCAUGUGAUGGUAUAAAACGCACAUGUGAUUUCAGUGCUAUGUGCAGCUUAUUACCAUGGACUGCUUGGACCCCAUGUAAUGCUACUUGUGAUAAACCGCAUGGAUGGCAAACACGUACACGUUAUUUAGCCCGCUCAUCAGAAAAGAAUUAUUGCGAACAUAUAUUUCAAAGUGAAACCGAGUCAAACAAUGGUACUUUACGAGAAUUGAGGGAAUGUCAGCCAAAAGAUACAGAUUGUGAUCCGGCUACAAUAUGUUCAGAGGGUAGAAAAGAUGGUAUAGAAUGUGGUGAAAAAGUUUUAGCAUACUACUAUAGUGCUAUUGAACAUGCAUGUUUACCAUUCAAAUAUUUAGGAUGUAAAGGUGGGCGUAAUCGAUUUCCUACAAAACAAGAUUGCGAAGAUUUAUGCAUUCCAGCUGUUGAAGCACUACCUAAUUGGCGAAGAGAACGGAUAGCUUUAUUACAAUAUCAAACAGCUCAAUUAGCUACAGACAGUAAUGAUUUUAAAAAUCAAUCGAUUUCUCCAGCUAAACACUGUUCUCAGGUAAUGGACCCUGGUUAUACUUGCAUGGAUGAUAACCCACCACAGAAUAGAUGGUAUUUUUGUCCCCGCCUACGAAGAUGUCGUGAUUUUGAAUACCGUGGUUGUGGUGGUAAUGAAAACAAUUUCGAAACAUAUCAUGGUUGUUUAUCUGAUUGUCUCCCGUUAGAAAUGGAGAAGCUACGACAAAUCAAUAAGGCACGUAUGGCUAGCAUGCGUACAUACACAAAUGACACUUCUAUGAUCCAUAAUAAUACAACAAAUAAUCAUACCGCUAUCUCUAUACAAAAAUCAGUGGAUGAUAAAAAUGAUGUUGAUUCAUUAAAUGAAAUAGAACAUCAAAAAUUAAAUGAUAUAUCGGGUCAUAAACAAGAUUGCAUAAUGACUACAUGGAGUGGUUGGAGUCCAUGCUCAGUAUCAUGUUCUCAUCAAAAAGGUACGCAAAUGCGUUGGAGAUAUAUUGAAAAACCUUCAAUGCAUGGUGGGAAUUCAUGUGGUACACUUUUUGAAAAACGUGAAUGUCACGGAAUCGCAUGUUAAUAUAAUCAAGAAUAUACAAAGAAAAUUCAUCCUUACUGUAAAUUCAACAAUUAACGUACUUCUCAAAGCAUUGAAUGCUUUAUUCCAUCAUCACAUGACAACAACAAAAAUCUUUUUAAAUACUCAGAAAUCAAUAAAUGAUUAGUAAUAAUGUCUCCAAGGUAUUUGUUUGAGCACUCAAGCUCAUAUAAACAAACAAUACUUAUUUUCAUUCAAUUCAAUAUCUUUAUUUACACUUCAUAUAUGUAGCCAUUUUUAAUAAAUAAAUUAAUAUCCUCUUACAUUAAUUUUGUGAGGUUCCCCUAUUUACAAGUAGUCUAUUACUGAGAAUUUACAUCAAUAUUAUGUCAAACAUUUAAUGACUCUUAAUUUUUAUCUCCCCAAUACAAUAUGAACUCAAUAUAAACAGUCAUAACGUUAAAGAUCUGUUACGAAUUUGAAUAGUCGAGUCAAUUAGGCACACUUCAUGAAUAAUCAUUGAACAUGAUGAAUAUCUAAUAUGAAACUAAAAAUUAUUUCACUGUUUAAGAUUUACUAGUGAAGUCAAGCGUAUUUCAGUGAUUGAAAAGUAAUCACAAUUAUUACUAACAAAUGGGGUGGGGUGGGGUGGGGUGGGGGGAAAUUCGGUAAUUUCUAGUAACGAUCUAGAUAAUUAAACAAAAUCUAACUUUUCUCAUAAGUAAACAAAGACGUUGUAGAUACAAUUGAUUGCUUGAUAGUUAAAUCUUUUGAAGAUAAUAUAGAAUUUAAAGUUGAAGUAACUAAUAGAAAACGUCUUGAAUGAUGAAGGUAAUCAGUAUUUGGCGUUGUGUUUGAAUUUUUUUUUAUCUCUUCACGAAUAAAACUUCUAAUUUAAAAGAAACGAGUGAAAAUAUUUAUGAAUAGGGUUUGUGAAAUAAAUCAAUUUCUUUAAAUAUAUGUACUCUAGAGAACAUCCUCGAUGAAUAUUUCAGAAUGUUCUAUAGUUUCAAUAUAUUUACAUAGAUAUUAUCCUUCAAUCAAAAUUUGAUUUCGAAAACUAAGUUAAAUAUCAUAUAGCAAAGAUAGAUAGUGGCUAGCAGUGGAAUCCAGGACACGCGUUUCGUCCUAUU